AUGGCUCCCCGGCUGAACGUCGUUCGCCAAAUCCUGGAAACGCAAAUGCUUUCCCAGCUUGACCUCGUCCACGACGCUAAGGCGGUGAAAUCCUUGGCCUCCUCCAAGUCCGGCCCUUCUCUUCAUAAGAUCACCGAUAACACUAAGCCUUACGAGACGGAGAUUGUGCACCUGAUCGGAAGUGAGCAGUCUCCGUGGGUGGCAGCUGUUCUUCGAAACACUGCUACUACCAAAACUGGGACGUUUAUUUCGUCAUCUACUGUAGACUCUUAA
Molecule: messenger RNA, 273 nt
Organism: Daldinia caldariorum
Lineage: Eukaryota; Fungi; Ascomycota; Sordariomycetes; Xylariales; Hypoxylaceae
Exons: 2
Coding region: 1-273 (90 amino acids)
Source: RefSeq, a predicted model, not a curated record